CCUCUCCUCGCCGGCUGGCUGGCAGUAAUACCGUUCCAUCCUCUCCUCCCCCUCCUCCUCCGCUCCGCCGCUCUUCUUCCUCGCUCCCCGCCCUUCCCCUUUCAAAUCAAAUCCCUCCCAGGCUCCCCCUUCUCUAUAAACCCUAGCCGAGGCGAGGGAGCGCGCACUCCACUCCCCCAGCCCGUCCCACCGCAUCGCCGCUUCCUCAUGGCGAACCCGCCGUCGCCGCCGCUCCCGCCGCAGCCGCCGAGGCGCGUCUCCUGCGGCUCCCUCCUCCAGGAACUGCAGGAACUAUGGGGAGAAAUUGGUCAGGAUGAAAUGGAAAGAGAUAAGAUGAUACUGCAGCUUGAGGAGGAUUGUCUCAAUGUUUACAGGAAGAAAGUGAAUGAAACUAGGAAGCAGAAGGCUGACCUGCUUCAAGCGCUGUCCUUUGGCGAAGCUGAUAUAGAUAAGAUCCUUUCUGCUCUUGGAGAGCGCGAAUCCUUUCCUAGGUCAGAGAAGCUUGGGGGCACAUUAACGGACCAACUUGCAAAGAUAGAGCCAGUGCUGAAGGAUUUGAGACAGAGGAGAGAUGAGCGAGCGAAUGAGUUCAGGGCCAUUCAGUUGCAGAUAGUUCGUCUACAAGCAGAAAUUUCAGGAACCAUUGAUCAUGGUGAUAUCACUGCUCCUGUGGUAGAUGAGAAUGAUCUAUCGUUAAAGAGAUUGGGAGAAUUGAAGGUGCAACUUAAUGAACUUCAGACAGAAAAGAAUCUCAGGCUUCAAAAGAUUGACGUCCAGAUCAACUGUAUUAAUGAAAUGUGCAACAUAAUGUCUCUUGAUCUUAAAAAGGCACUCUAUGACGUUCAUCCUAGUUAUGCUGAGUUGGGAAGAAGCAAACCUGUGAGUAUUAGUAACAGCACGCUCGAGAGGCUUGCAGGAAAAGUUCAUGCAUUAAAUCAUGAAAAGAAACAAAGACUUAGGAAGCUCCAAGAUCUUGGCAGCACACUCAUUGAGUUAUGGAACCUCAUGGACACACCAGUUGAUGAACAAAGAUGUUUUGACCAUGUUACUUCUCUUAUCAAAGUGUCACAAAAUACAGUGAUGCCCCAUGGAUGCCUUGCACAUGACCUUAUCGAGAAGGUUGAGAUUGAAGUUAAGAGACUGACCCAUCUGAAAGCCAGCAAAAUGAAAGAGCUAGUCUUCAAGAAAAUGACUGAGCUUGAAGAAAUCUAUAGAAGUGUUCACAUGGAGAUUGAUAGUGACUCUGAGCGGCGGAUCCUUAAUGAUCUCAUUGAUUCUGGUAGAGCAGAUCUAUCAGAGUUGCUGGCAGGUAUGGAUGAUCGAAUUGCAGAAGCAAAAGAACAUGCUCUAAGCAGAAAGGACAUAUUAGAAAAGGUGGAGAAAUGGACAUCAGCAUCUGAAGAGGAGACUUGGCUUGAUGAAUAUGAAAGGGAUCAGAACCGCUACAAUGCUGGUCGAGGAGCUCACAUAAAUCUCAAGCGUGCAGAGAAAGCUAGGGUAUUGGUCAACAAAAUUCCAUCGCUUAUGGAGAAUUUGACUGCUAAAAUUAAAGUGUGGGAGAAGAAGGGUAUCCCAUUUAUGUUUAACAAGGUGAGGCUUUUGGAUAGUUUAGAAGAGUACACCUCCACAAGACAACAAAAAGAAGAGGAAAAGCGCCGGUUAAGGGAACAGAAGAAACUGCAGGAACAGUUUGGAACGAAGCCAAGCCCUAUCCGUCCUCUUCCUGCAAGGAAGCCUCUUGGGCAGAGCUCUAACGUCAAUAUUGCUGUUGGAACUCCGACAAGCCGCCAUGUUACUACACCGAUGUCUCGGAAGGGAGGGCUGUCAUCUGGAAAGGUGAAGGAAGCUACCAAGACAACUUUGGGACCAGCAAACUUUGUUGCCCUUCGGAAGGAUUGCACAGAAAAUUCUUCAUUUUGAGUGUAAUCACCACCUGUGUAGAUUAGCUGCUUGCUAAUGCCUUAAAAGUUGUUUGACCCCAGUAUCUGACGCUCACUUUCAGACUUUAAGUUUCUAUCCUCGAUAAUACGAUUCUCUCUCCUUUGAGCAAGUUGGAAAUUC
Molecule: messenger RNA, 2061 nt
Organism: Setaria italica (foxtail millet)
Lineage: Eukaryota; Viridiplantae; Streptophyta; Magnoliopsida; Poales; Poaceae
Product: 65-kDa microtubule-associated protein 5
Exons: 11
Coding region: 208-1920 (570 amino acids)
Biological process (GO): microtubule cytoskeleton organization
Cellular component (GO): cytoplasm; spindle
Molecular function (GO): microtubule binding
Source: RefSeq, a predicted model, not a curated record